GCACUUUUUACAACACUGCAUUUGGGCAACGCCACAACUUGCGCAGCAGUUCCUCCGCUUCCUCCUCCGAGCGCGAAUUCAAUUCCCCGAGACGAGUGUGAGGAAGAGGGACCAUUUGCAUCCCCCAGCAGAACUACUCUGCCACCGGAGAUGGAGAGGGAGGUCAGAUUUCCCCCAAAGUGGCACAGUUUAGCGCUUUGGUUUUUGCUUUUGAUGACACUCUGCUGCUUCUACCAUGCCACCGAAGCUGAGAUAACUUGUAAGUCAUGCCAGCCUGGAAAUAAGUGGCGUGCACAGGAAUUACUUCUGAAAUUCGACACGAAUGAACCCGCAACAGGAUUAAAGAGAGAAGUUUUGGUGCGCGGAGACGGGGCAGGGAGAUCCGCGGCUGCAGGUGCCGAAAGUCAGCGUCUCCGUUGCGCAUCUGGGUCCGCUGAAUGCGCUCCAGACCGGGCGGAAUACGCGGAGCCGAGACUGAAACGGAAUAAUACACACUACCUGAGCUCAGAAGGCGAGAUUGUUGUUGGCGAGUUUGCAAAGACGAAAGUUUCUGAUGACAAAAUGAACGGUCAGCAGAAAGGCGGUGAUGCACUUUUGGUCUCUGCGAGCAGGAGCAGAAAGCGUGCCAGAAGAAAUAGUGAUGGUGGUAGAGUCAGAUCCCCAGAUUCAGCCAAGAGUCAAGACCCGGGAGAGGGCACGAGCUCCGCGGCCGGACGCAGAGUGACGCGAUCUGAAAUGCGCUGGAGCGGAGAGGAGCGGAGAGCCGCCAGUGCGAGACUGGAUGAGCUCAAACUUAACAGCUCAAUGUUCGCCUUAACCGGGGAUUCAUCUCACAACCAGGCUAUGGUGCACUGGUCCGGCCAAAACAGCAGUGUGAUUCUGAUGCUGACCAAACUCUUUGACUUCAACCUGAACAGCGUGACUGAGAGUUCCUUGUGGAGGUCAACUGACUACGGAGCGACGUACCAGAAGUUGAACGACAAAGUGGGAGCGAAGACAAUACUCAGUUAUUUAUAUGUGAGCCCAAACAACAAGAGAAAGAUCAUGCUGCUCACUGAUCCAGAGGUGGAAAGCAGCCUCCUGAUCAGCUCCGACGAAGGAGCGACCUACCAGAAGUAUCGUCUCAACUUCUACAUCCUCAGUCUGCUGUUCCACCCUGAGCAAGAGGACUGGAUUCUGGCCUACAGCCACGACCAAAAGCUCUACAGCUCAGUGGAGUUUGGGAGGAGGUGGCAACUGGUGCAUGAAAGAGUGGCUCCUAAUCGCUUCUACUGGUCCAAAAUGGGUUUGGACAAAGAGCCGGGCUUAAUCCACCUGGAAACCAGCAUCUCUGAAGGACAGGCGCUGUAUGUCACCUGCAAGCUGCAGAAUUGCACCGAUGCCAACAAGGGCAAACCAUUCCCUGGCUACAUUGACCCCAAUUCUCUGGUGGUGCAAGAUGAGUAUGUGUUUGUCCAGGUGUCGACGGCAGGGCGGCCAAUCUACUAUGUGUCAGCGAAAAGAGAUGUCUUUACACCAAUGAAGCUGCCCAAGUACACCCUGCCCAAGGACCUGCAUGUGAUCAGUACAGAUGAAAACCGGGUGGUUGCAGCGGUGCAGGAGUGGAACCAAAACGAAACCUACAACCUGUACGUGUCGGACACAACGGGGGUCUACUACACACUUGCUCUGGAGAAUGUGGUCAGCAGCAUGGGCCUCGAGGGAAACGUGAUGGUUGACCUUUAUGAGGUAGCGGGGAUAAAGGGGAUGUUCCUCGCCAACAGAAAGACGGACAACCAAGUGAAGACACACAUCACCUACAACAGAGGCAGAGACUGGAGGUUACUGCAGGCCCCGAGCAAAGACCUGAGAGGCAACAGUGUUCACUGCGUGCUGCCAUACUGCUCAUUACAUCUUCAUCUCCACGUGUCUGCAAAUCCCUACACAUCUGGAAACAUAGCCAGCAGGGAGUCAUCGCCGGGAAUCAUUGUCACAUCAGGCUCCAUCGGCUCCGAGCUAAGCACCAGCAAUGUCAGUGUGUUCAUCACAUCGGACGCUGGAAACACGUGGAGACAGAUCUUCAACGAGGAGUACGCAGUACUGUAUCUCGACAAAGGAGGAGCCUUAGUUGCCAUAAGACACACUCCGCUACCCAUCCGACACCUGUGGUUGAGCUUUGACGAAGGGCGGCAGUGGAGCAAAUACAGCUUCACCAACAGUCCUCUGUUCGUGGACGGGGUGCUGGGAGAGCCCGGCGAGGAGACGCUCAUCAUGACGAUAUUUGGUCACGUCAGUCAUCGGUCAGAGUGGCAGCUGGUGAAAAUAGACUUCAGGUCCAUCUUCAACAGGAGGUGUACAGAGGCUGAUUAUCAGACAUGGCACCUGCACGACGAGGGAGAACCGUGCCUCAUGGGAGUGAAAAGAAUUUACCGGAAACUGAAGCCCCCUUCCAGGUGCGUUAUGGGAAAGACGUACUCUGUGUCGAUGACGUCUGGCCCCUGUGACUGCACAGAAGCUGACUUUGAAUGUGAUUACGGCUAUGAGAGGCGGACAAAUGGCAAAUGCACCCCGGCCUUUUGGUUCCAUCCAUCAACAAUGUCCAGGAGUUGCACCACAGGGAUGACUUUCCUUAACAGCACUGGAUAUAGGAAAGUAGUCUCUAAUAACUGUACAGCUGGAGUCAGUUUGGAGUACACAGCCAGGAGGCAGCAGUGUCCAAUCCAAGCGCCUAAAGGUCUCCACCUGGUCACCAGUGAGGGCACGCUGUCGGCCACACUGGGCACCAAUGUCACCUUCCUUGUUUUUCUGGAGGAGGGUGACGGCGCGAGGACAAGUAUCACUCUGGACUUUGGGGACGGCCAUGCUUUGACCUACUCCAAUGUAAGCUCCAUUGAGGACGGGAUCAAACACAUCUACAAAGCCGUGGGGAUCUACCGGGUUACAGCCACCGGGGAGAACAGCCUGGGCUCAGAGACGGCUAUGCUCUACCUGCAUGUGACAUGUCAGCUGGAGUAUAUCCAUCUCUCAGCUCCCUUUGUGGCUGUGAGGAAUAAGGAAGUGAACCUCACUGCAGUUCUGUGGCCCAGCCAAGUGGGAACGGUCACCUACAUCUGGUGGAUCGGAAAUAACACAGAGCAGCCUCUAAUCACCCUGGAGGGAAGCGUGGCAUGCACAUUCUCCCGGGAAGGCAUCAGUACAGUCACGGUGCAGGUGUCCGCUGGGAAUACUAUUCUGCAGGACAGAAAAACCAUCGCUGUCCACGAAUAUUUCCGAUCCCAUCUGCUCGCCUUCUCAUCAAACCUGGACGACCACAACCCUGAUGUUUCUGAAUGGAGGCUGGAUGUGAGCAGAGUCAUCAAGAACUCCCUGAUCCAGGCCACAGGAGUGAGAGAAGAUCAGCUUCUGGUCACCGUCCUGCCAGGUUUACCCACAGCAGCAGAGUUUUUCCUCCUCCCUGACAAACAGCUGACGGAGGGGAAACCGGAGAAGAGCUCUGCUCAUUUAGAUCAGCUCUCUGAGGUUUUGCUCAACGCCUUAAACCAAAACCUUGUGCAGUUCACUCUGCGACCAGGGGUCCAAGUCACCGUUUACGCAGCACACCUUUCAGCAGCGCCCCUAGUGGACACCAGCGAGAACCACAGUGGCUCUGCCAUGCUAAUGCUGCUAUCAGUAGUGGUUGUGGGUUUAGCUGUAUUUGUCAUCUACAAAUUCAAGAGGAAGAUCCCAGGCCUCAACGUCUAUGCGCAGAUGCAGAACGAAAAAGAACAAGAAAUGAUGAGUCCAGCUAAUCCAACAGAGGCCACGCCCAGCUCACAGCGGGACUUGGUGAAUUCUUUGGAGAUUCUGGACACAGAGUUUAACUCGCGGCCCAUCGGAUGUAUGAAACCUCAUGUACAUGUGAAAUUCUCCACAGAACUCCCCACGUACAUCGUCUAAACUCUGGACUGGAUUACCACUCCAGCUGCGUCAUUGAUCUUUUUUGCUUUUUCUUUUGUUACCAAUUGGGACACAAUGGUUUUGAGCUUUAUACCUGUGCAUGUUGGACCCUGCUGACACAUACUGUGCUCUGUUCAAACCAGAAGAAAACUGUGUACAGGUUUUAACAUACUGUAUUUUUGUUUUCUUUUUAACAUACCGUAUGUCCAAUGAAUUACACAUUUUGAGAAAUGCCAUCUAUUUAUAGAAAGUCAGAUCUAUAAUAAAGAAGGAAAGCCAGCAUGAAAUAGGGAGGGUGAAAAAAAAAUCAAAUGAGCAAUGUUUUGUUUUGCUUCCAUAUCUGAGAUUGGUUUGCUGUUGUAUGAAGCUAACAGCAGUAAUGUAUUAUUUAUUCAUAUGAAUAUACUUUUAUGAAGUAUGUUAUUGGAGUGAAUUACACAUUUAUUUUGUAAAUCAUGAAUGUCUAUGUUAUAAAUUUGUGUAUUUUAAUAACAAAUGUCAGACUAAAACAGGAAUUCUGUUAUAAAAUAUGAAUAGGGUACUUCAAAGCUUUUGGUCCAUUGUCUCUUGGAAAGCUGAUUUAUGGCACAAUACACAUUUUCUACUGAGAUAUUUCUUUUUUUAUGAUUUUAAUUUAGUAACAGAAAUACAGGGUUUCUGGAGUAAUUUAACCUUUGCUGUUAAUCUAACGCUUCUGGUACUAUUUAUGAUACAUACCAGUUUGUAAAAAAAUGUUUUGUGCUACGGAUAAAGAGACACUUGAUGGCUCAGGUGCUAUGUUGCACCUUUCUGACUUGCAGAAGAUUCCCAAAACUCACCAGACCUUACACCUUUUAGGAUUAGAAGAAGAAGAAACGGAGAAUGUCGGGAGGAGACUAUCCAACAGAGAAAAGCAUUCCAAAAGUCGUUCUCAGCCACGCCCCAAAUCACAGCUCACAACUGGAGGCAGAGUACGGUGUUCAAAGCUUGGAUUUUAAGGUUGUGGCUGUAAUGAGAUACAGCUACUUAGUGGGAGAAUCCAAAGAGCGCGGCAGCCAGACAAAGAGAGGUGAAGAGAGACGGAAGAGUGCUUUUUGGGGUUGUGACGCAUUAAGAGCAUUCUGUAGGACAGAAUAAGAAGAGGUUGAAUUUUUUUUGAAUUCUUAAUGUGGUCAGCCAAGCUCAAGGUUGGUGACACAUUCAGGCUAAUGUCCUGAGCCACUCUCUGGUAGCACCCAUUUUCAUCCCAGCUCAUUAUACAGCGCUGUAGGAGCAGGGGAACUCGAGUGCAGAUGCUAAAAGGCUAUACAAGGAUUGGUUAGUGUGUUCAGAGCGACUGUCAAACCAUGUGGUACUUUGUGAGUGAAAUCGGACAGAUGCAAAUGCCUGAUUGAUGCCUUUCAAAUCUCCCGAGGGCAACUUUUUAAAAGAUUUAUUUUUAUGCUUUUUCCGUUUGGAGAGAAAGGAGAAAUAGAGAAGGAGUUUUGGGUUUUGUCAGUUUGAAAGAUGUUUCCUUCAACUGUUCACACAUCACUGUAACUCCACCUACAUUCCAAACAUGAACAAUACGCGAGGAUAAUGAUUAGAUUCUCUAAAUUCCACACUCAGACUUAUUUCCUAAAUGUCAUUCGACAUCCUUUACUACAAGGUUGCUCAGAACUCGAUGCCAGCUGAGGAAUUUGCUUACAAACUAUCUAUUGACCACAUUUGCAAGAUUUGGCUUCCCCACUGGAUCCUUUGCUGAUUUGCCAUUCACCAUAACACAUGUCUAAUACACUGUAGUGUAAAGACUAAAGAAGACUCGUGAAAGUUGUUGCUGUUGGUCUGUUGAUGUAAAUCAGUGCUCAAAACAGAGAUACAAGAACCUGAAGCUUGCAGCAUACCAGUGUACAACAAAGUAGUGAAUUACCUUAGAGAUGUGUUGCCAUUCUUUAGGGUUAAUCAAGCCCCAUGUUGCUUAUAAAAGUUCUAUCGCAAAAAUCUUGUAAGCAGUUGAAGUUCACCCUCCUCCAUUUUGUUUGAUGUUAUUCUUCUAAAAAGGGAAUUCUUUCAGUUUCUACAAGUUGUGUAGAUGACAUACUUUAACAUUUUUUUUGCGUAAAGCUGGGUAGCUUACCAAUAUUUUUAGAUGAGGUGUCAUGACCCCGAUU
This is a messenger RNA of Labrus mixtus (cuckoo wrasse), 6044 nucleotides long. RefSeq names its product VPS10 domain-containing receptor SorCS1. The record is from RefSeq and is a predicted model, not a curated record. Lineage: Eukaryota; Metazoa; Chordata; Actinopteri; Labriformes; Labridae. Gene Ontology annotation, molecular function: protein binding. Gene Ontology annotation, cellular component: membrane; Golgi apparatus. Bases 151 to 3915 code for a protein of 1254 amino acids. Gene Ontology annotation, biological process: post-Golgi vesicle-mediated transport. The transcript has 27 exons.